Molecule: messenger RNA, 4022 nt
Organism: Amphiprion ocellaris (clown anemonefish)
Lineage: Eukaryota; Metazoa; Chordata; Actinopteri; Pomacentridae
Gene: trpc4b
Product: transient receptor potential cation channel, subfamily C, member 4b
Exons: 11
Coding region: 208-2949 (913 amino acids)
Biological process (GO): manganese ion transport; calcium ion transmembrane transport; regulation of cytosolic calcium ion concentration
Cellular component (GO): membrane; cation channel complex
Molecular function (GO): inositol 1,4,5 trisphosphate binding; store-operated calcium channel activity; protein binding
Source: RefSeq, a predicted model, not a curated record
UAAUUUGAGCGAAAGGGGUGGGCAGGGGAUAUGGCACGCCAUUAACUUCCAGCGUCUUUGGUGGAGACUUCAGUGAUUAGAGACAAGAUCUGAGCAGCCAACUUCCCUUCCUGGCAGUCGCAGCCCGUCGAGUGAUUCGUGUAAAUCACUACCGGAAAGCAACAGGAGAACGUCAUUCUCAGCUGAGACUGAUGUACUGCAGCAGCGAUGUCACAGCUGUAUUACAAGAAAGCCGACAACUCCUCAUACAGGGACCGCAUCCCUCUCCGGAUUGUGCGGGCAGAAUCUGAACUGUCUCCCAUGGAGAGGGCCUAUCUGGGGGCUGUUGAGAAGGGGGACUAUGCCAGUGUGAAGCAAGCCCUGGAGGAGGCUGAGAUCUACUUCAGGAUCAACAUCAACUGCAUUGACCCACUGGGACGCACAGCCCUGCUGAUUGCCAUUGAGAACGAGAACCUAGAGAUCAUUGAGCUGCUGCUCAGCUAUAAUGCACAUGUGGGUGAUGCCCUGCUGCAUGCCAUCCGCAAAGAAGUAGUGGGGGCUGUGGAGCUGCUGCUCAACCACAAGAAGCCACGUGGAGAGAAACAGGUUCCACCAAUUCUACUGGACAAACAGUUUUCAGACUUCACCCCAGACAUUACUCCAAUCAUCCUUGCAGCUCACACUAACAACUAUGAAAUCAUCAAACUGCUUGUGCAGCGAGGUGUUUCGAUACCUCAGCCUCAUGCAGUGCGUUGCAACUGUGUGGAAUGUGCGUCCAGCUCCGACGUGGAUGGCCUGCGUCACUCACGCUCUCGUCUUAACAUCUACAAGGCCCUCGCCAGCCCAUCUCUCAUCGCCCUCUCCAGUGAGGACCCUUUCCUUACUGCUUUUCAGCUAAGCUGGGAACUGAAGGAGCUCAGCACAGUAGAGAAUGAGUUCAAGUCAGAAUAUGAGGAGCUGUCCCGGACAUGUAAACAAUUUGCAAAGGACCUCUUGGACCAAACCCGAAGCUCUAAGGAGCUGGAGAUAAUCCUCAACUAUCGUGAUGACAUCAACCCACUGCUGGAUGAGAGCAUGAAUGAUCUGGCCCGACUGAAGCUGGCAAUCAAAUAUUGCCAGAAAGAGUUUGUUGCUCAGCCAAACUGCCAGCAGCUGCUAGCGUCUCGGUGGUAUGAUGAAUUCCCUGGCUGGAGGAGGCGUCACUGGGCAGCAAAGCUCAUCACUUGUAUCUUCAUAGGCCUCCUCUUUCCACUGUUAUCCAUCCUCUACCUGAUCUCCCCAAAGAGUCGCUAUGGCUUGUUCAUCCGGAAGCCCUUCAUCAAGUUCAUCUGUCACACUGCUUCUUACUUGACCUUCCUCUUCCUGCUGUUCUUGGCUUCGCAGCAUAUUGCUCCUGCAAAACGAAACCUUCAAGGCCCACCACCCACCACUGUGGAAUGGAUGAUCUUGCCUUGGGUGCUUGGCUUUAUAUGGACUGAGAUCAAACAGAUGUGGGAUAGUGGUUUCGAGGAUUACAUAGAUGACUGGUGGAACUUGAUGGAUUUCAUUAUGAACUCCUUGUAUCUUGCAACCAUUUCUCUGAAGAUUGUUGCAUAUGCAAAGUACAAUGGGGAGAAAUGCAGAGGCACAUGGGAAAUGUGGCACCCUACUUUGGUGGCAGAGGCAUUGUUUGCCAUCGCCAACAUCUUCAGCUCCUUGCGCCUCAUCUGCCUUUUCACUGCCAACUCCCAUCUGGGGCCUUUACAGAUUUCACUGGGCCGCAUGCUUCUGGACAUCCUGAAAUUCCUCUUCAUCUACUGUCUGGUGCUGUUAGCCUUUGCCAAUGGUCUCAAUCAGCUCUACUUUUACUAUGACACAGAUAAGAAGGGAUGCAAGGGUAUUCGCUGUAGUACGCAAAACAACGCUUUCUCAACGUUGUUUGAAACACUGCAGUCAUUAUUUUGGUCUAUAUUUGGCCUGAUUUCUCUCUAUGUGACCAAUGUGGAACCAGAACAUAAAUUCACAGAAUUUGUGGGCAGCACCAUGUUUGGUACUUAUAAUAUCAUCUCCCUGGUAGUGCUUCUAAACAUGCUAAUUGCGAUGAUGAACAACUCCUACCAGCACAUUGCUGAUCAUGCAGAUAUAGAGUGGAAAUUUGCAAGAACAAAAUUAUGGAUGAGCUAUUUUGAAGAAGGAGGAACUUUGCCAUCUCCAUUCAAUAUAAUACCCAGUCCAAAGUCUGUUUAUUAUCUAAUUGGAUGGGUUAAGAAACAUUUGUUUCGGAGACCAAGCAUAAAAAGACUUGAAACCUUUGGAACUUUGGGGAGACGUGCAGCUGAAAAUGUGAGAUUAAACCAUGAGUAUCAGGAGGUUUUGAGGAACCUUGUGAAGCGGUAUGUGGCUGCAAUGAUCAGAGAUGCCAAGACGGAAGAAGGGUUGACAGAAGAAAAUUUCAAGGAGCUUAAGCAGGAUAUCUCCAGCUUCCGCUAUGAAGUUCUGGGAAUGAUGAAGACAAGACCUCAUGGUGUGGCCAGUAAGAUUGCAAGCUCUACCUUGGCUUACCCUGGAAACUCAUUCAAAUAUUCUCCCAAAUUCCCUACUGAUGAAUCUCAACAAAAUCUGAACAUGUUUGAUGUAAUCACCACCACCACCCUGCAGAGUGGAGCCGCCAACACCACCAGCUCUGUUUGCUCUAGUAGGCUAGCCAAUGGUUCGGUUGUUUUGUCCAUAACAGGAAAGACUCAGAACGAGCUAUCCAAAGAAGUUUCAAAUGCUGCAUGCCUUCAAAGACAAAGUAAACUCCCCUCUCAGAAGCAUGAUGAAAGAAAUUCAUUGUCAGAAGAAGGUAUUUCAGAAUCAGGUGGACAGAACCAAGAACAACUACAUAUUGUGGAAGUCUUCCAGAAAGUGGAGGACAUUCAGACGAUUGAACAUUCUUGCAAAGAACGUGCGAAGAAAGUGAAAAAUGGACCUAAAAAGUAUAAAAAUUAAUCUGUCAGUAAGUGAAAAAUGUAAAUCAUGCCAUUGCAACAUUUUCCAUUUUAAUUUUUAAAUGUUCAUUUAUUCAUUUACCAGUCAGUCUGGUUUAUUGUAAAGAGGUCACUCAUGUUAAACAGUACUGUAGUUAAAUAGCAUAUUCAAUUUAUUUUAUUUUUUUUAUUUAUUUAUUUAUUUUUGUCUGCAUUUGUUCUCAUUGUUUAACUCCACAAAAGGGGAGUCAACAUUAUAUGAGAUUGAUGCAUAUUUUAGUCUUGCAGCCAAAUAUUUUAAUAUUUAGUGCAUGUGUGUGACCAUCACCGGCCCUCCCUGAAAGCUAAGCAGAUAUUCUUUAUUAGAAUUCCCUAUUAUGAGCCAGGGAGGGCAGUGCUACACCUCAGUGAUGUGUGGGGGAAACAAAGACUGGACAGGACGAACAGGACGAACAGGAUGAACAGGGAUAGAAAAUAACAGGCGUUGCUAUUGCAAUUAAAGAUUGUAAGGUGGUGUGUUAUGCCCAACUACUAAUUGCCCAUCAAUAAAAAAAAUAAAUAAAUAAAUAAAAAUUUGAAAAAAGAAAAGAAAACCAAACCAACACAAAAGAAAAAGAGAUUCAAUAAUAAAUGAACAAAUGGUACUGAGCACCAUAAUUGUGGGUGUCUUGAUAGUAUAGAAUAGAAUAGAAUAGGCCAGAAAAGGAUACUAGUGCGAGAGAGAAUGAGUUUAGGGUAGAGACUGGAGAAAUUCUCAGCACAUUCUGGCGGGACCCAUCAAUCGCUGAAAUGGGACUCGGCAGUAGCUGGCAAGACCUGAUCAAACAUGCAAGUGUGAAGAACCCCGAAGCCCAGAACAGCAGUCACGGCAAGGCAGGGCCAAGUCAACAGGGCAUCCCUCCCCCCGGGCCGUAGGAGCCACAGGGCGGCACCCCCAGAGAGCCACCGGGGCCACCGUGAACGACGCGAACCCGGAGAACAAGAGGGAGCAGCUACUGACACCCCCUGCGCGCCCAGACCGACCCAGGUGGCCCGGGGCACGAGGACCCACCCGCCACCCAAACCCUAACCCCGCCCCCCCCCGCCCCCCCCACA